Diceros bicornis minor is the source of this 628-nucleotide messenger RNA. It is a transcript of the gene RPL18, whose product is annotated as ribosomal protein L18. The transcript is spliced from 7 exons. Bases 20 to 586 code for a protein of 188 amino acids. Gene Ontology annotation, molecular function: RNA binding; structural constituent of ribosome. NCBI's taxonomy places the organism in Eukaryota, Metazoa, Chordata, Mammalia, Perissodactyla, Rhinocerotidae. Gene Ontology annotation, biological process: translation. The record is from RefSeq and is a predicted model, not a curated record. Gene Ontology annotation, cellular component: cytosolic large ribosomal subunit; ribosome.
CUGAGCAGGCGGCGCCAUCAUGGGGGUCGACAUCCGCCACAACAAGGACCGAAAGGUUCGGCGCAAGGAGCCCAAGAGCCAGGACAUCUACCUAAGACUGUUGGUCAAGCUGUACAGGUUUCUGGCCAGACGAACCAACUCCACCUUCAACCAAGUAGUGCUGAAGAGGUUAUUCAUGAGUCGCACCAAUCGGCCCCCCCUGUCCCUUUCCCGGAUGAUCCGGAAGAUGAAGCUGCCUGGCCGGGAAAACAAAACAGCUGUGGUUGUGGGGACUAUAACCGAUGACGUGCGUGUCCAGGAGGUGCCCAAACUGAAGGUGUGUGCCCUGCGUGUGAGCAGUCGUGCCCGGAGCCGCAUCCUCAAGGCGGGGGGCAAGAUCCUCACCUUCGACCAGCUGGCCCUGGACUCCCCGAAGGGCUGUGGCACCGUCCUGCUCUCUGGUCCUCGCAAGGGCAGAGAGGUGUACAGGCAUUUCGGCAAGGCCCCGGGAACCCCGCACAGCCACACCAAACCCUACGUGCGCUCCAAGGGCCGGAAGUUCGAGCGCGCCAGAGGCCGACGGGCCAGCCGCGGCUACAAAAACUAACCCCAGAUUCUCCCUCGUUAUUAAAAAGAUUUUGGAUGCUGA